Molecule: messenger RNA, 1291 nt
Organism: Styela clava
Lineage: Eukaryota; Metazoa; Chordata; Ascidiacea; Stolidobranchia; Styelidae
Source: RefSeq, a predicted model, not a curated record
AAUAAGUACAAUAUUUACAAUAGAUACUACUUUAUUUUGUUGCAUUAUGGCUCAAUGUCCUGCUGGCUUAUAUUCAAGGCUUGAUCAAGCUUUUGAACCAGAGGGUGGAACAGCAAGCCCUCAACAGAGUCAGGUUACUUUGCCACCCCAGCAGGCAACGAAUACGUCAACCCCUCAGACGAAGCUGAGAGAAAAAUACAAACUUGUUUUGUAUCGAUUUGGAGUUACUGAAAUUGUUCUUGGCGUUUUAUCUGUCGUUUUGUGCAUCGUGACGUUGAUCAUCGCAAGCACAAAGAAGACUUAUGUCUAUCAUAGUACUUGGAAUAACAGAACGUACGAUUACAGAAUUCGUUAUAGCGUUACGUAUGCUUCUCACGGAAUAUGGUGCGGCGGUGUUGUAAUUGCAUCUGGAAUUCUUGGAUUCAAAGCUAGAGGAAAACCUUCCGUUUGUUUUUAUAAUGCGAAUAUGGCGGUCAGUAUUGUAGCUUCUUGCUUCAUGGCUACACUUUGUAUAAUGUCUGCGAUAUGUGCUGGAGACACUUACCCACGUAAAGGGAACGGUGGAAUCAUUGCCGUUGAUUCUAUUAUGGCUGUCAUUGGAUUUGCUGGGAUGAAUAUCUGUAUCAUUCAUUCAGCAUAUUGUUGCGCUGGUGUCUGUUGCCGCAAAAAACCUCAAGGCGUGGUUGUAUACGCAGCUCACCCUGCUUAUCCACAACAACAAAUGGUUCAGCUCGCAAACGGCCAAUUCAUUAUGAUACCUGCUCAAGGAUAUGCACCGGGAACUUCAUAUUACCCCGGUACACAAAUGCCUCCUCAACCAGGAGUGGCCGUUCCUCCCUACCCGCAGACAGCAAACUCUCAAAUGACAAAAGAACAAGAAGCUCAAGCGAACCAGAACCCGCCAGAAUAUACAGCUCAUGCAUCACAUAAUCCUUCUGUAUAAGAGAUUUUCAAACAUUUUGUCUUGAAGCCGUAAAGCUGAAGUAUUCCAUACCUCGGAAAACAUUUUGAGUUUCGUCUACUCCGGUAUAAUUCGACCUCGUAAAUUUAUAUUCAAUGGAGCAUGAAGAAUCAUCAAUGACAAUUCCUUUUUGGAAUGUGAUUAUUCUGACCCGUCACAGUUCAUUGAGUUUUAUGGUUGAAGAGUUGAACAGUAUCAAGGUAGACAUUACCAAACUUUUAUAAUAAUAGCCGGUAUAAGUAUAAGCCGACCCAACUUGGCACCUUUUUAGAGUUUCAGACUCAUCUUAUAUGCCAGGAUAUAAUAUGUCUUGAAAUUGAAAAAAAAAAA